AUGGGUCACCAUACCAUGCCUCUCUCUCGCAUCCCAGACUUGAAUCUCCCAUCUUUUCGAGAGCUGGACGAGUCUGUCGAAGCCAACAGGCGCAACCAGCCGCGCUCGCAUGUUUCUAACAACAUGUACGAUGGAGUAGGCAACAGAUCCUCGUCUUCGCCCCAGGAUAUCAAUACCCUUCCCAACCCGUAUCCACCCUAUCCAGCUAAUGGAUGGCUUGUCCCACCUGACCCCAGCCAGAAUGCGUUUCGAGAGCCCGGAUUUACCUACCAAGAUGUCUCUGCUGGGGUUCUUCAACCUAAUGUGAACGUGGAUAGAGGUAAGGAAGAGAUGACAAAAUCCUACAUCUCCGCACAGUGCAGCUCACAAGCCCAUCCCACAGAGCACCAUCUCGUCCCUCAACUCCCUCAACUCGCUCUACGCCCGAAGGAAACCCAGGUACUUCAGGCAUCCCCAACCCCGACGCAGUCAACUCUUAGCUCCGCACAGACGGCUCUCCGCGAGACCCUAUCUCCAAGCACGCAGGUGUCAUCAACCCCGGAGAAUAUCUCCCCCAACGCGCCUCGACGAAUCCCGACAAACCGAGUACCACCGAACAAGCAGAUCAACCGCCAAAGGAUCAACCGCGACGCAGGCGCAAACCACCGAGCCCAGAGACGACGAGUCGGCGUCCACUUCUCAGAAGUGGCAGCCCACACCGCAAAGUGCGAUGUAUGCAACAAGCGCAACAAGAACGGCAUGUCCCGCUGCCAGAACUGCGGCUGGCAAGUCUGUCGCAAGUGCCUGACUGACCGAAACGGAGACAGAACACACGCUUCCUUUGGAGCUACUCAUGUCCCCGAGGGCGGCGGCGAUAUGCCGGUAUCUUCGCCACCAGUGGAUGGGACUGAAGAUCGCCAACCUUCCAAGUCGUUUGCUGAAGUCAGGGCAGCGCAAACCUUGCUUGACCUUGGAUCUUUCAGUAACGGAACCGGAACCGGAACGCCUACUACUACCGGAGACGUGAAAGGUGCUGCAGGUGGACAGAAAGUGGCUCCUGCGCGUAACCGAGUCUUGAAGCAGCAGGGGGAUGCUUUGUCUACUGAUUCUGACAUGACGUUGUCGGUUGUUGACGAUGAGGAGUGGGCUCAGAAUGAGUCUGAUAUCCCUAUUGGUGAGGACGGUCUGCCUAUUGGGUAUGUCAUAACUCGACGCAACCCUGCGCGUGCUGCGAGACCUUCUACCAAGAUGGCGGAGUAA
This is a messenger RNA of Penicillium mononematosum, 1239 nucleotides long. RefSeq lists its product as uncharacterized. Lineage: Eukaryota; Fungi; Ascomycota; Eurotiomycetes; Eurotiales; Aspergillaceae. The transcript has 3 exons. The coding region runs from base 1 to 1239 and encodes 412 amino acids. The record is from RefSeq and is a predicted model, not a curated record.